AUGGCUUUAAAGGAUCUAGGUAAUGAUGUUAAAACAUUUCAUCAAUGUGUUGUAUGUGAUGAGAUUUUCCAACAACAUGAUGAUUUAGAAAAACACAUUAAAAUACAUGUUAAAAAAGAGAAAACUGAUGAUGUAGAUGAAUAUUGUGAUGUUCAUUUUAAUGAAGAGAAAACUGAUGAUGUAGAUGGAUAUUGCCAUGUUAAAGAAGAGAAAACUGAAGAUAUUGACAUUGUUUAUCAGUGUAAUUUAUGUGAUGAAGAAUUUAAAUUGGAAACUGAUUUAGAGAAACACUGUGAUAUACAUGUUAGUCAAGGGCAAACAGGUGAACGACCUUAUAAGUGUGAUGUUUGUGGUAAAUCGUUUAGCCAGAGAAGAUAUCUUCAGAGACACAUGAAAAUUCAUACAGGCGAAAAACCUUAUAAGUGUGAUGUUUGUAGUAAAUCAUUUAAUCAUAACAGUAAUCUAAAGACACAUAUGAGAAUUCAUACAGGUGAACGACCUUAUAAUUGUGAUGUUUGUAGUAAAUCAUUUUCUAGAGUUCAUGACUUACAAAUACACAUGAGAAUUCAUACUGGUGAAAACCCUUAUAAAUGUGAUGUUUGUGGUAAAUCAUUUACUUCUAGUAGAACUCAACACAGACACAUGAUAAUUCAUACGGGUGAACGACCUUUUAAGUGUGAUGUUUGUGGUAAAUCAUUUUCUAGAGGUAAUGACUUACGAGGACACAUGAGAAUUCAUAGUGGAGAAAAAUUUUAUAAAUGUGAUUUUUGUAGUAAGUCAUUCACAUUUAAUAGUAAUUUACAUCAACACAUUAGAACUCAUAGCGGUCAGAAACCAUAUAAAUGUGAUGUUUGUGAUAAAUCAUAUACCACAAGUAGUAGUCUACAGUCACACAUAAGAAGUCAUGCUGGUGACAAACAUUAUAAAUGUGAUGUUUGUUUUAAAUCAUUUACUAAAAAUAGUCAUCUAAAGACACACAGGAGAAUUCAUACAGGUGAAAAAACUUAUAAAUGUAAUGUUUGUAGUAAAUCAUUUUUUCAGAAAGGGAAUCUUCAGACACAUGUCAAAACUCAUACUGUAGAAUGACGAUAUAAUUGUGAUGUUUGUAGUAAAUCAUUUUCUAGAGUUCAUGAGUUUUCUAGAGUUCAUGAGUUUUCUAGAGUUCAUGAGUUUUCUAGAGUUCAUGAGUUUUCGCGUUGGUAGUAAAUCAUUUUCUAGAGUUCAUGAGUUUUCUAGAGUUCAUGAGUUUUCUAGAGUUCAUGAGUUUUCGAGUUCAUGACUUUUCUAGAGUUCAUGAGUUUUCUAGAGUUCAUGAGUUUUCGAGUUCAUAACUUUUCUAGACACAUGAGAACACAUACUGGGGAGAAAUCAUGUUUGUAGUAAAUCAUUUACUACCUGUACUAGUCUACAGGUACACAUCAAAAUUCAUACAGGUAAAUGUGAUGUUUAGCCACCGUGGCUCCCAAAUCAUUUACUACCAGUACUAUGGGGCUCUGUAUUUCAGUUCGUUAGAUGUUUCGUUCAAUUGAUAAUAUAUUCAGGAAUUGUUGUUAUAGUUUUCUGUAUAAAUUAGCUUCAUUAUUUUUGCAUUACUGUAUUAGCUUGAUAACGUUGAGAAAAUACUCUUCGAAACGUCGCCCAAAUAAAUAAG
Patella vulgata (common limpet) is the source of this 1651-nucleotide messenger RNA. Its product is annotated as zinc finger protein 239-like. The record is from RefSeq and is a predicted model, not a curated record. Lineage: Eukaryota; Metazoa; Mollusca; Gastropoda; Patellidae. The transcript has 2 exons. The coding region runs from base 1 to 1086 and encodes 361 amino acids. Gene Ontology annotation, cellular component: nucleus.